AGUUGACUCGACUGUCUAACCCAAACUUUCCCUAAGCCGCCUUCUAUAAGACUUUGUUGCGCAAUUUCUCCCACAUGAAUGAUCAUGAUUUCAAACUCACUCACCCAAUUCUUCUUCUAAUUUCUUUUUCAAGUUGAAGAAAUAAACAAAGAAAAAGAAAUCAGAAUCAUCUUGACAAUGGAAACAGAAGCUUCACCGUUCGAGACGAGUGAGAUGUUGGCAAGGUUUUUGGGGUCAACGCCAUUGUUACCGGAGUCAUGGAAGCUCUGUGGACGAUCAAACGUCAUGGCGCCUCAAGGGUUCUUGACUGAUGAAGUCGGAGGUGUUACGUAUGUUGCGUUUUCCGGCGUCCAAUCGAUCGAUGGGUUGGACCCGUUUUUCGGGAGUUUAGUACCUCUGUCGGCUGUUUCCGGUGUCUCUCCUUUCUCCGGUGGUGGCGAUGGAGGGAUGUUUUCGGCGUUUCAGAAACAAGGAGACGAGAAUUCCGCGAUGGUGGAUGCCGGAUUACUUCACCUGUUUUUGGCUAUAUACCAUACUCCCGUUUUCCAAAAUCAGAUGUUCGAAAUCAUGAAAAAACGAAAACCGGUGGUGUUCACCGGACACUCCCUCGGAGGCGCCAUCGCCGCCCUGUCUUCACUUUGGCUCCUCUCAUAUCUCCAAUCAAUCUCCUCCCCUCCCUCUGUAAUUUGCUUCACCUUCGGCUCCCCUUUGAUCGGAAACCAAUCCCUUUCCAAAGCCAUCCAACAACAGCGAUUGAGUGGCAACUUCUGUCACCUCGUUUCAAAAUUCGACCUCCUCCCACGGCUGCUCUUCGCACCAUUAUCUCCGAUCAUCACCCACCUCCACACCCUCCUGAAAUCAUGGCACUUAACCAUGAAUUCGCCGUUUUUCAUUCGGGAUCUAGGUACACAACUCACCGAACAUGAGAAAUUCGAGUUAUUCCAUUUUAUACUGGGUUGUGUUGACUCUAUCGCUCGAUCACCGGAAGUGAUGACAAAUCGUUCUUCGUUUGUACCAUUUGGGAACUUCAUGUUUUGCUCCGAUGAUGGAGCGAUUUGCAUCGAUGACAUUAGUGCUAUUGUUAGAAUGCUUCACUUGACUUUUGCGUCUGGAUCUCCAAGUUUGUGUAUCGAUGAUCAUCUCGAGUAUGAAAGUUACGUUGAAAAGAUUAAUUUACAGUUCUUGAAUCGGAGUGAAGAAGAGCUUUGUGAAUCUAACACCUAUGAAGCCGGAGUUACAUUAGCUUCGCAAUCGAUAUCUUCUGGUCAUGAACAUAUGGUUAGACCCGUUAAAGAUUGCCUAAAGACAGCUAGGCGAAUUGGGCGUACCCCGAACCUCCAAAGUGCUAGACUAGCCAUUUGUCUAUCAAAAUUUGCACCGUUACGUGCGCAAAUCGAGUGGUACAAAGCUUCAUGUGACAAAUCAGAUGACCAACUCGGGUACUACGAUUCCUUUAAACUACGCGGACCAUCUAAACGUGAUUUCAAAGUUGUGAUGAACACAAUCAAACUAGGCGAAUUUUGGGACAGUGUAAUCGGCAUGUUAGAAAACAACCAACUCCCCCACGAUUUCCACAAACGAGCCAAAUGGGUGUACGCAUCCCAAUCCUAUAAACUUCUCGUUGAACCACUAGACAUAGCCGAGUACUACAAAAAUGGGGACCACCGCAAAAAUGGACAUUAUCUGAAAGGUGGGAGACACACACGAUAUACAGUUUUUGAUAAGUGGUGGCAGGAACGCGAACGUGAUAGGUUUGGGGACACAGACGGAUACAGUCGGAGGAGUAAGUUUGCGAGUUUGACACAAGAUUCGUGUUUUUGGGCGAAAGUGGAGGAGGCUCGAGAGUGGCUCGAGAAUGUUAGAAGUGAGCGGGACCCGAGGCGGCUCGCAGGGUUGUGGGCGGGUAUUGAGAAGUUUGAAAAUUAUGCAAAAGGGUUGGUUGAGAGGAAAGAGGUGUCUAUUGAUGUUUUGGCUAGAAAUUCUAGUUAUAUGGUUUGGGUGGAGGAGUUGAGGGUGUUAAAAUUGCAUUUUCAACAAUUUUCUACUCAGAUUCCCGGGGGUUUGGAUAGGAAGGUUGUGCCAUAGGUUUUAAUGUCUAUCUUUGACCCCUUAACUAUAUAUAACGCAAAAUAAGUUGUGGUCAUUUAAUUGUAGGACUUAUUUAUCUAUUAUCUUAGGUCUCAAUCUUUUUUGUUUAUUAA
Molecule: messenger RNA, 2201 nt
Organism: Lactuca sativa (garden lettuce)
Lineage: Eukaryota; Viridiplantae; Streptophyta; Magnoliopsida; Asterales; Asteraceae
Gene: PAD4
Product: alpha/beta-Hydrolases superfamily protein
Biological process (GO): lipid metabolic process
Source: RefSeq, a predicted model, not a curated record